AUGGAAACGAUAGUUUGUCACCCACCUGGCACUUGUUCGCUGGCUGUUGGUGCUCAGAGUCCCGGCGCUGGUGCUUCUCCAGUAACGUUUGUAUUCACAGGCGGAUCAGACGGAAGAGUGCUCGGACGUUCGGUGAAGACGGACGCAGGGAAUCGACUCUCGGUCACGAAAGAGUGUGACUGGGUAUGGGAAGCUGAACCGAAUGGUCCCGGUGCAGUCAGCGCUAUAUGGUCGCUGGCGCUUUCGCCCUGCUGCAGCUUUCUUGUGGUUGCAGAUGACGCAUCACAAGUGUCGCUUGUUUCCGUAUCGACGAGAGAGACGCUCGCCGUACUCUGUCGGACCCCUGUACCGGCAAAUUAUGUCGCUUUUGGUGGUGCAGGCGAGUACGUGAUUGUAUGUGGGCGCGAGCCGGCGACAGUUCGCCUCGUGUAUCUGGACGAGGGUCCUCGCAUCGAUAUUCUGCGGCCGAGCGAGGAGGACCCGGCCUACGAUGAGGUCGUGCAGUACAGCGUCAUAGAUCUGGCGGUCGAUCCGCUUGGCUGCUACUUUGCCACCGUCCAUGAGGUGCCCUCGGGGCAAGGACGCGCAACGUCCACUGCCCGAACUCCUGCCGCAAUGGCGAACGUUUGUCUCUGGUCUGUUGAUGCCCAACGGGUCAUUGGCUUCGGGGUCGGAAGAAUACGUCAUGCAUGUUGCGCGCGAUUUUCACCAGACGGGCAGAUUCUGGCUGUUGGAGAUCGCACAGGUCGGGUGCACUUUCUAGAACGCGACUCCUGGGAGAAUGCGGGGUAUCCUGUUUUUGAUGUUCAGGUCUGGGCACGAGCGCAGUGCCCGGCUGGUUCGCAUGUCGAUAAGCCCAUCUCCAUAUCGACGCUCGCAUGGGAUGCUCGCUCGACGACACGUUUGGUGGUAACCGCGAAGCUCCAGGAGGAUAAUGGUGACACGAUCAUUCUCUAUGACCUCGCUGAUGCAGCAUCACGGCAACUAGGCGUCGCUGAAGCAGAGAUUCGGGCAUUGGCUUGUUGCCCUGUUUCCUCGGUGACCUAUUAUCUUGAUCUUUUGGGGCAACUUGGGGUUGUCACGCUGCCAGCUGAGCGCGGAACGAUCUCCUCCAGAGGGAGCGAGAGACUCUCUACGUCUCUGUUGGAUAAUGGAACCGUGGAUGCGCAUUGCGGACAUCACCAAAGUCGAGAAGGCGCCCACACUGGUGAGGCAUCGACGAGAAACGCAGAGACGCCCGGGUCGACCACAAAAUUGGUGCGCGGCACUUCGCUGCAGGUGCAGACUUCAAAUUCGUUGACAUUCAAAGAGGCAGCUUCUAGGCCGUCUCAAGGUGGAAGCACCCCGAGCGAUGAUGAUUCCGAACGUGUGUCAAGCGUGUCUCAACGGGAGCCUGCAGGCGAAACUGAUGAUGAUGAUGAUGAUGAUGGGAAUGACGAUUCGGAUGUGGGCGACACGACACUGAGCUCGCGAAAGCGUCGCCGCUUCGCAACAGGGUUGUCUCAUGGGCGAUCUUCCUGCUGCUGCGACCGUACGUGCCAACAGCCGUUCCAGAUCGGAUCCACGCUCGAUUUGGGCGCGAAGCGGCGAAUUUUACAGUGGAACCUCACAGGCUGCCUGACAUCAUUGCCCGCUGGCUCAGCAGUUGCGACGAGCGAGGAACCCGCCAGACAGAUUGAGCUCGAGUUUAGCGAUGUUAGCAAGCGAUCCAUUCGAUUUCCAGACCGUUAUGGUUUCCAGUACGGCACCUUGAAUGCAUAUGGGAUACUGCUAGGGGCCCAGAGCGGGCAGGGCGGAUCAGAUCGUCCUGCAUUGAUAUAUUAUCGUCCUCACGAGUCGUGGUCUCUACAGAGCGACUGGAUACGAUUCCUGCCGCCACAGGAGGACCCUAUUGCCCUCUGCAUGAGUAAGUUCUGGGUUGCAGUGGCGACCAGCGCCCAGUCGGUUCACCUCUACUCUUUCACGGGACUAAUCACCGACAGUUUCCACCCUGGUCUGAAUGGCAGCAUUCUGACGAUGGUAGCAAGUGAAAAUCUCUUGUGCAUUCUUUCGCGGAGUCACGGGCCCGAUGGAGCAGGGGAGUAUAUGCUGCUGCGCAUUCACCAGAAUGGAUACGUGAGCGAAUGUCUCGUUCGCGGCAACCUGCCGAUAUGCCCCGCUGUGCGCGCUCGCCCUCGGGCGAAGAGGCUUCAGCACCUUGAGACGUCGCGUCUGGUUUGGGUCGGUCUUACGGACACAAAACGAGACACAUCCUCCGAAGCUGCCGAUUCUACGUCGGAUGCGAGUGAGGAUUGCGCGCUAUGGAUAUAUUUCGCGUCUGGUCACCUUUUUACGCUGCGAGCGUGGACCUUUGGCUGCUACCGUUCAGCCACUUGGAACUGGACGCACGGUUGCCAUCCGUUGUCCAGUCUCCAACGCGGAUCCAUGCACUUGACCUGGCACCUGGCACUGACAAGUGAACGAACUCGGCAAGCAUUGGCCGAAGCAGAUGGUGAAGAGAUUUUCGAUCCCGACCGACAAUGGUUUUAUCCGCUCGGCGUGAAGAAUCGCGUUCUUCAUGGCAUUAUCUUGCCUGCAGACGCGACGAGUCCUCUGCCGUAUCCUCGAUCGCAACUGCGCCAGGUACCGCUCGAACGAUUCCCUUGGCCGCUUGCCCAGGAUAGCCAGUAUUCGGAACUCGAGCAAGCCUAUCUCAGGACGGUUGCAUCAAUCCGCGCCACGCGGUCUGCGUUGUUUGACGCAAUCGCUUUUUCCCGGACAACGACAGUAGAUGGCACACAAUACCAGCAUAGCGAACACGAAAUGCUUGAGGCGCUCGCGCAAAAAGCACGGGAACUGCAGCGCCAAGCAGAUAAGACCCUUCUGUAUCUCAUCGAGGAAGCUUGCGAGAAACAACGUGACCGCCGCGUCCUUGACUUGGCUUCACGACUGUCGAGUGCUGCUGCUUUCAAGGUAGCUGUACAGAUUGCCAACCGUCUCAAACGAGCGAUUCUCGCCGAGAAAAUCACCCAGUUCGCACAGAUUCGCAUAGAGGAGCUCGAGUCCUCUAAGUCCGUUGUCGAGCAGCUGCUCGCUGCAGCGCAUGCUGACGCACAAGCGAAUAUAGCGAGCGAACGAGCACCGAGCUUCCUUGCUCAACCGUCUGGAAACGAUGAUGCGCGUAGAUCUAGGUCAACUUCUGAUCCCGAGGAAGCAGCGACCGGCACAGAGUCGCAUCCGAAACGUCCAGCGAUCGAUGCAGAUGCGGCGCCAAGCGCUGAUGCUCCAGCGCGACCCGAGGAAACCUCAAGCAACACAGCCGUGGCCGCAGGUGGGCCAUCGGUACGCGCGGCUGCAGCGUUAGCACGGAAAUCCGCUCAUCUCUCUGCGAGAGUCGCGGAGCGGCUAUUGCAAUUCACCCAAUCCAGCCCGGCCGAGAAAGGCGCAAGCCGCACGGCAUCGUCGCGCUCGCUGCAUUCACUUGCGGCCUGGAGCUCGAAUUCUACCUGA
Molecule: messenger RNA, 3489 nt
Organism: Cyanidioschyzon merolae strain 10D
Lineage: Eukaryota; Rhodophyta; Bangiophyceae; Cyanidiales; Cyanidiaceae
Product: similar to chromosome segregation protein SepB
Exons: 1
Coding region: 1-3489 (1162 amino acids)
Biological process (GO): DNA repair; DNA-templated DNA replication; mitotic cell cycle
Cellular component (GO): nuclear replication fork
Molecular function (GO): chromatin binding; protein binding
Source: RefSeq, a predicted model, not a curated record